AUGUUCCAUCCUGUUGAACGUCCAGCAACCCCAGCAGUGCUGUCGACGCCGCUCCAAAAAUCCCUGCCCAACAUUCUCUCUAAAAAUUCAGAUUCAGAGUCCGAUCCAGUCUCAUCUACCUCGGACUGCCCCUGCUGCCGACUGCCAUCCGUUCCUGAGCUAUCUACGCUCGCCGAGGCUAUCCCACAACUGGACCUGAAUAAAUCCGUCACGCUGGAGGAACAAUUUUUGAAGUCAUUGGCAAUUGAGCCCGCGGUGGGAUCCACGGUCCGUGCCGCAGCAGUGGUUCCUCAAGACCAGCGAGCCGCGGGACACUACCUACUAAUCGAUCUGCUUUGCCAUCGGUUGUUCUCCACAUUCGGGCAUCAGGAAGGCAUUCGGAACUAUAGUGUAUACUAUUAUGAACAUUUCAUCCCCGGCGAUACUUUAACUGUGGUAGCCCGAAAGGUGUUUCAAAGACAGUUGAGCUGGCUAGAAGCAACAGUGGCCAGAGACAGCAUUUUAGUGGCCACUGCAACGGCGCAAUACGACAAUGGUCUAGAACCCGAGGAAGGCAUACAGAUUUUCGCUGAGAAGCUUUUCACUGAUAGAUGUCUUGUGACUCCGCUAAUCAGAUCCAAAAUUCCUUCGCAAUCACAAUCUAAUUAA
Messenger RNA from Aspergillus clavatus NRRL 1, 648 nucleotides. RefSeq lists its product as uncharacterized. Bases 1 to 648 code for a protein of 215 amino acids. The record is from RefSeq and is a predicted model, not a curated record. Lineage: Eukaryota; Fungi; Ascomycota; Eurotiomycetes; Eurotiales; Aspergillaceae. The transcript has a single exon.